AGAACAUUGUUUACUGUAUACAUCAAUAGUAAGAAUUUCUGUUGUUUUACACAGACCACUACAGCUGCACAACAACCUCCAAGAGAAGUGGCUGGAAAAGGAGAUGAACAGUUAGUAGAGCAGCUGAUACAACAAAUAGAACAACUGAGAAAUGAAGGUUCAGCAAAAGAUAGAGAAAUUGCAGACCUACAGACGGCAUUGAGAGAUGAGAGACUGCAGAGAGAAAAUGCAGUUGGUGAAGAGAGAAGAGAGAAAGAAGAGUUUCAACAACGAUUACAUGAACAAGGUCAGCAAAUUGUUGAACUGAGACAACGGAAUGUAGCUCUACAACGGGCAUUGACGGACGAGCAAGUACAAAGAAAGCAUGCAGUUGAUAGAGAGAGGAGAGACAAACAAGAGCAGCAACAACGAUUAGAACGAGAGAAGAACAAUCUUCAGCAGCAACUAAAUCAAGUGCAAAGAGAAAAUGCCAACUUCGUAGAGCUGCUUGCAGAUGCUGAUGCAGCAAUGGUACGAUACAAGCAAGAAAAUGAAGUUUCCAAUAUUCCUUCUCAUGACAUUCAAUUGACUGGCACAGAACUAGGACGUGGAGCAUAUGGAGUGGUUUGUGUUGGAUAUUGGCGUGACUGUCCUGUUGCUGUCAAACUGUUGUAUGAUCAUUUGGCUGCUGUUCAACGCAACAUUCAUCUUGUUCAACAAGAAGCAUCUGUAGCAUGGAAGAUACAUCAUCCAAACAUUGCUGCCGUUUGUGGUGUCACUCUGGAGUUAGAAGAGAAGAAGGCAUGGAUUAUCAUGGAAUUACAUAGCGGCUCCAUGUCUGGUGUGAUUGAUGCAUGUCAAGGAGAUGUUGCACCUCUCACUCUACGAGAAAAAGUUGACAUGACACACGAUUCUUUGUGUGGACUAGAUUACAUUCACUCGAGGCAACCUAGGGAAAUUCUGCAUGGUGACAUCUGUCCAAGGAACAUCCUGGUUACAGCAACGAUGAGAGCCAAACUGGGUGAUCUAGGAGCUGCUCGUUUUGAAGAUGCUUCACUUUCAGUUGGUCUGCUGAGUCCACAAUACACACCUCCUGAGAGAUUUGAUCUUCCAACUUUACCAAAAAGCUACAGAACCGACGUGUACAGUAUGGGAGUGACCAUAUGUGAGCUCUUCACUGCUGUUCCUCCAGAUCGUGAACAAAGGAUGGAUCAAGUCUUACUCAUCCGUCAGCUAAAUGUUCGUUCCUUAUGUAAGCACUUGAUGAGAGAUGAUCCUGCCACACGACCAACAGCAACAGAAGCCCGUCAUAUUAUUAGUCGUAUUCGUGAUACCGACGAGUAUAAAGCAUGUCCUCCUAAACGAAUGGUAAAGGGCAAGAUGGAUGGAAUGGCUGAUGUCACUGUCGUUUAGUUGAUUUGGUGAAGUUGACAUUUGAUUGAAGCAUGUGUUUGUUACUUGACACCAUUUAUAUGUUGUUACAAGGUAUUCACUUAGCAAUAGCAAUAUCUUUAGCUUUGAAGGAUCACAUUGUAUUUUGUUAUCUCAUUGGUGACCAUUAGCGAACUAGCGAGUUUUACUGUUUGAACUUUGACAUUGUUAUUCAGUAUUUGUAGGUUUGAUGUGUAUCACCUAGUCACGUGACAUUAUAUCUCUAUUUUCUGUUGCUGCAAGUUACAUGACGUCAUUCCUUAUUAGAGUCCCGGAUCUAAUUUCUAGUCUCUGUCACUCGUUCUCUGCCAAAUAGCUGCAGCCAGACCUAGCUGCUACGCUAGCGUCAUAGUCCUACUGGAUAGCAACUAGAGUAUCAUAUCUCGGUCAGUGCUUGCCAUCUCGUUUCUACAACUCCGUUUGAGACGCAAGUCAUCUCUGUCGAUAGGCUCAUUAUAUGACUUCCUUCCGCCAAAUUGUUGGUUUUGUCUUGUCAACCUCUACUCUCGCAGACAACGAAGAAGACGGAUGACUGACCGGACAUAAUCUCUGUCACCUGAUCUCAAGUGGUUUUCUCUCUUCAGGCGCAGAUCUAAGGCGUUCGUUUUGGCUAAUGUUAUAGUCAUCACCGCUGGCUACUAUACCUACGGGGUGAUGUUAGUGCUCAUCGCACUGUUGCUACAGCAGAACGUGAAAUGUGAUGGACAAUCCUUGGACAUCCGGGAUCAUAUUUCUGUCAGUCGCUUCAUCUCGUUUCUACAAGACGAAUUGAGACGUUAGUCAUGUCUGUUGAAAGGGCGGUGAGAAAGGUGAUGGACCUACGGGACAUAAUCUCGGUCACAGUAUGAGCGCACUUGUUGGGUUCUACAGAUUUCAGAAAUUCUCUUGUGGACGUGGUGGAGGAGGCAACGAGAUCACAAUCUCAUUCACUACAUCCAGUUAAGCAACGUAGUUAUAUGAAGUAGUGCAAUACAAUAUGAACGUCUAUUUGUGAUAAAUAGCUGUCUCUUGUGUAUUUAGUCAGAUCACCUGCUGCCGUUUCUAUGCCAUCAAUGAGACAACGUGCCAUCUUUGGUGAAGCAAUUGAAGCAAAUGCAGAAGAGCCGCCAGACAGAACAGUCACACAAACGUCUGUCACAAGCGAUCCAAUCUAUAAGCUCUGACAUUCCUGCAUGCAAUGACUGCAGAAUCCAAGCAAAGAAACAAACUUCAACAGGAAGAGAUAUGCCUGAUUGGGUGAAGAAAUUUGAAAUGGAACAUUCAGUUGUAUGUGGUUUAUGAAGAUGGAGUGAGAUAGAAAGAUAAAGUCGGAUUGAAAGCUCUUCAUGUUCUCCGUCUAUCAGUAGGAAUAAUAGUGACACAUCAAAUUGUCUUCCUUUCCUGUCAUUGUGGUCACGUGAUGUUACUUAACAUGUCACGUGAUCUUACUCUACAGGUCACGUGAUGUUUGUAACGCUAUAGAUGAGAACAACCGUCCCAUAGUGUGAAGACUGAAUAUUUAAUUCUAGAUACUUUUAUUUGUUUAAGAGAUGUUUUGUAUUAUGAAAUAUAGAGUAGAAUGUAAAUAGUAAACAAUGAUAUAGAAUACUCUAAAAUAGUUAUGAUUCACGAGUAUUUCCGGGUAAGCUAGUGGAACGUUAGAAAUAUUGAUACAAAACUUUGUUGCUAAUGCGUUACAUUUACAAUGAUGUGAUAUUUAAUUAAUCACGUG
Messenger RNA from Corticium candelabrum, 3121 nucleotides. RefSeq names its product probable serine/threonine-protein kinase DDB_G0281745. Gene Ontology annotation, biological process: protein phosphorylation. NCBI's taxonomy places the organism in Eukaryota, Metazoa, Porifera, Homoscleromorpha, Homosclerophorida, Plakinidae. The coding region runs from base 508 to 1392 and encodes 294 amino acids. The transcript is spliced from 9 exons. Gene Ontology annotation, molecular function: ATP binding; protein serine/threonine kinase activity. The record is from RefSeq and is a predicted model, not a curated record.